Molecule: messenger RNA, 3058 nt
Organism: Marmota monax (woodchuck)
Lineage: Eukaryota; Metazoa; Chordata; Mammalia; Rodentia; Sciuridae
Product: A disintegrin and metallopeptidase domain 3
Exons: 13
Coding region: 1-1197 (398 amino acids)
Biological process (GO): cell adhesion; proteolysis; binding of sperm to zona pellucida
Cellular component (GO): plasma membrane
Molecular function (GO): metalloendopeptidase activity
Source: RefSeq, a predicted model, not a curated record
AUGCCCUCAGGUCCAGCAACCUCUCUUAAGGGGGCCAUGGUUUGUGGGACUAGGGAGCGGGACCUAGUUUGGGGGGGACUAAAGGUGUCAGCAAGUCAAGGGGAGCACCUGAGGGGCUGGACAGAGCCGAUGGGGGAGAAUGGGCGUCAGAGGUUUGCGGGACGAUCAUGGUCAAAGCCACUGCGUAGCCAUCUGAACUCUCUGGAAUCUAAAUCGGCUGCUGUUCUCCCUGUGGAAACACACAAACAGACCCCGGACUCCAGACAAUCACUGGGACGCGAUGACCAAAAAGACAAUAAAGGAUUAGAUGGCUCUAAAUCAUCACUUCUGCAAAUUACAGUGCCGGAGAAGUUUGACAAAAACACCAACCGUAAGGAUGUUACAGAAACACACGUGACCUAUAGUAUCACUAUUGAGGAGAAAACAUACAUUCUCUCUCUCAAAAAACAGUCAUAUUUAGCCCCAAAUUUCCCAGUGUUUUCAUAUAGCAAGUGGGGAUCAUUACAAGAAGAUUCUUUAUUUGUUAAGGGUGAUUGCUUUUAUCAAGGAAAUAUUGAAGAUAUUCCACAAUCUGCUGUGACACUAGACAUCUGCUCAGGACUCAGGGGAUUCUUGCUGUUAGAGAAUGUCAGUUAUGGAAUUGAACCUUUGGAAUCUUCAGCUGUAUUUGAACAUAUGAUUUACCAAAUAAAUAAUGAUCAAGUUGAAUAUCCCCCCUUAACAGAAGGUUACUCUAGGCCCCACUAUAUAGGUCAGCCUUACAGGAUUCUUGUGAAAACAGACAAAACUUCAGAGAUAACAUUGAAAACAACACUGAAAAUACAAAUCAUAAUAGAUAAAGCAAUGUUUGAAUAUAUGGACUCUGACAUAGAUGUGGCAGCUGAGAAAGUGAUCCAUAUCAUUGGUCUCAUCAAUACGAUGUUUUCCCGGCUUAAAAUGACUGUUAUGCUAUCUUCUUUAGAGAUCUGGUCAGAUCAAAAUAAGAUUUCAACUAAUGGGAGUGCUGAUGAAGUAUUACAAAGAUUUUUGUCAUGGAAACAAACAUAUUUGUCUUCAAGGUCCAAUAAUAUGGCAUACUUAUUAAUUUAUAAAGACCAUCCUAAUUUUGUGGGAGCAACGUACCAUGGAAUGGCUUGUGAUCCAAAGUUUUCUGCUGGAAUCCUUCUGGUAUGCAUUUUGUUCUCAUCUUUUCAGUAAUAAUAUCAGGCUUAGAAAGUUCGUGCCCACUUCAAUAAUCUACAUUUACUCACAUGUCUUUACGAGAUUAUAUUUUUAGCCUUUGAAACUCAAAUAUUGUAAUCAUUGAAGUGUUUGCUACUGUGGUGAAAACUCAUACAAUUUUGAGUGUACAGUUCAGGAGUGUUAAACAUAUUUACAUUGUUGUCAAAUCUCCAGAAUUUCAUUUUGCAAAACUGAAGGUCUGUAUCAAAUAAAAACUCCUCUUUUGUACCUGAUAACAAUCAAUGAACCCAAGCACUAAUUAUAAUGCUCUAAUAAAAAAAGAAGGGGGACAAUCUCAUGAAAAUAGAAGUGAUAUUAGUAAAGAAGAAGUAGUGGAUCAACGGGGAAGGAGAAAGGGAAGAAAAGAGGAAGAACUGAUAAAAAUCAGCCAAAUUAUGCUACAUACAUGUAUGUAUAUACCACAAUGAAUCCCACUUUUAUUUGUAAUAACAAUGUAUCAAUGAAUAAAAGUAUUUUAUUAUUUUUGAUUCUUUCAUAACUGGAAUUAUCAAUUUCUUUUUGAAUUAUCAUUAGUAUAUAGAAACAUCAUAUUUUUAUGUCCUGAAUUUUUGCUCAAUUUGUUUACUAAACAGUUUCUUUCUUGUGGACUCUUUAGACUUUCUAACUUGUAAAAUCAUGUAGACCACAAAUAGAGACCAUGUGCUCUAGGAAUAAAUCCCGGUUCAUCACAUUGCAUUCUCCUUUUCUAGAUUCCAUCAAAUUCUGUUUGCUGGUCUUUUGUUGGUGGUAUUUUCAUCAAUAUUUCAAGCAAAUCUUGUUUAUUUGAAAUUCCUCCUGUUGCAUUUUUAUUCCUUGGUUAGUUUAUGUCUGUUUUAAACUUUUACUUUCUCUUCCCUUUUUUCUGAGUUUCUUGAGGUAUUAAGUUGGAUUGUUUAUUUUAGAUCUCCUUUCUUUUUAGUGUAUGCACUUCUGGCUAUAAGCUGUUUCUAAAGACUGUAAAAGUAUCUUGAAUUUUUCUUUUCAUCUUCCUUUGUCUUAAGGUAUAUUCUAAUUUCCUUUGAGUGUUCUUCUUUGACUUAUUUGUUAAAAGCCGGUUUUAAAAUUCCUACAUGUUUAUCAGUAAUCAAGGUUUCCUUCUCUCCUUGAUUUCUAGUUAGCUUCAGUUGAAAUUAGAAAAGAUACUCUGCAUGACUUUAUAUUUAAAAAAUUGUUUUUUAGCGGUCUAUUCAGGAGAAUGUUCUAAAUAUACUUGAGAAUAUUAUGUAUCUUAGUUGGCUGGGUAGAGUAUUCUGUAUACUGGUAUACCAACUGGUAUAUCUUAUUGUUCAAUUUAUAUAUUUAAGUAUCAACUGCCUGGUUGUUCUGUCCCUUAUCAAAAGUCAAGUACUGAAGUUUCCUAUUCUUAUUGUGUUGCUGUGAAGUUCUCCUUUCAAUAUUUUUCAGAUAUUCCUAAUACUUUUAGGUAUUCUGAUAUUUGGUGAAUUUGCACUUUAAUGUGAAUGUAAUACCCUUCUUUUUCUCUUGUAACAGUUUUGAACCAUUUCUGUUAUAACUACCCUUCUCUUACUUUGGUUAUUAUCUGCUGAAAUAAUUACUUUCUUUCCUUUCUUUUUCAGCCAAUUUGUAUUCUUAGAUUUUCAAGUGAUUCUUUCCAAGGCAGUGUAUAGUUAGAUCCUUCUUUUUUAAACCACUUCAAUCAUGUCUGUCUUGAUUUGGGAUUAUAGUCCACUUAACAUUUAUAAUAAUUACUGAUAAGGAAGAACUUAUUGUUGAUAUUUUGUUUUCUCUGUUGAUUAUUUUAUGCAUAUGUUACAUAUACACUGAAUAUCUUCUAGAUGUUGUCCCUCCUUUCUCUCUCAUUAACUUCUUUGUGUUU